This is a messenger RNA of Bufo gargarizans (Asiatic toad), 5620 nucleotides long. RefSeq names its product guanylate cyclase 1 soluble subunit alpha 1 (gene GUCY1A1). Bases 199 to 2301 code for a protein of 700 amino acids. Gene Ontology annotation, molecular function: heme binding; guanylate cyclase activity. The transcript is spliced from 8 exons. Gene Ontology annotation, cellular component: guanylate cyclase complex, soluble. NCBI's taxonomy places the organism in Eukaryota, Metazoa, Chordata, Amphibia, Anura, Bufonidae. The record is from RefSeq and is a predicted model, not a curated record. Gene Ontology annotation, biological process: cGMP biosynthetic process; response to oxygen levels.
UGGUGUGUGGCUGCUGCAGCCUCCCCGGUGCCUCCUCCUCUCCCAGUCCUCUCCUCCCCGCCACAUCCAGCAGCCGUUCAUAUGAAACCCUUCCUGAGCCUGUCAUGGGGUCCGGGUCCGGCUCCCGCUAGUCCUGCGGUUCCUCCAGAGGAGAAGAGCACCUGAAGCCCGGGGAGGUGCGGCACCGCAGCCGCCAGCAUGUUCUGCACCAAGCUCAAGGAGCUGAAGCUGUCUGGAGAAUGUCCCUUCUCUAAGCUGACACAGAGCCAGGGCUCGGAGGACGACGAGGUGCCCGCCAGUGCCGCGGCCGCCGGACCGCCACCUAUCUGCACGGACACCACUGUCCGGCAGAGGAGGCUGCAGGAGGAGCCGCCGCAGAGGAAGAGCAGCCGCACCAGGGUCUAUCUGCACACUUUAGCCGAGAGCCUCCGCAAGUUGAUGUUCCCUGAGUUUGAAAGGCUGAAUCUUGCUCUUCAGAGAACAGUUUCAAGACUGAAGGCAAAGUACCCGACCACCAGAUCUACGUGUGUUACUUUCAAGCUGCCUGCUUUACCAGUAUGUGGAAAAAUUGCUGAGAAAGAGGACUUUGCAAAACUCGUUGUAGACCAAUCAAUUGCCACAGGUAUUCCUGUAGAAGAUAUUAAAGCAUCUCUAGGUGAGGAGCUCUUCAAAAUAUGUUAUGAAGAAGAUGAACAUGUUUUGGAGGUUGUUGGAGGGACGUUGAAAGAUUUUUUGAACAGUUUUAGCACCCACUUGAAGCAGUGUGGGCAAUCCCGACCACAAGAUGGUGGUGGUCUUCAAGAAGGGUCAAUUCUGUGCCUUGAAAAAGAUCCAGAGUUCCUAAACGUAUAUUAUUUUUUUCCUAACAAAAUUACUACUCUCAUUCUACCUGGAAUAAUUAAGGCAGCAGCAUAUACUUUGUAUGAAACUAAAGUGGAAGUGAAGUUGGUUCCACAACGUGUCAACGAUGGAAGUGACUUUAUCAAGGAACCUUAUAUAUUGUAUUCUGUGCAGAUCAAAAAUACAAAACCUUCUUUAUCUCCUUGCAAACCACAAUCAUACGUGGUCAUUCCAGCCUCCAUCUUUUGCAAGACCUUUCCUUUUCAUUUCAUGUUUGAUACAGACAUGAAAAUGUUACAGGUUGGUAAUGGAGUUAAGAGACUUCUAAACAGAAAGGAAAUUCCUGGAAAAUCAAACUUUGAGGAAUACUUUGAAAUCCUUUCUCCUAAAAUAAGCAGUACGUUCAGUGGGAUAAUGACUAUGUUGAAUAUGCAAUUCACUAUAAGAGUUAUAAGAUCAGAGAACACAAUUGAGAAUUCAUCAAAGUUACAGGCAAUGAAUCUGAAGGGCCAGAUGAUCUAUGUUUUUGAAUCAAACUCUAUUCUGUUUCUGGGCUCCCCCUGUGUAGAUAGAUUAGAAGAUUUCACAGGAAGAGGUCUCUACCUGUCAGAUAUUCCAAUCCACAAUGCUCUGAGAGAUGUGGUACUAAUAGGAGAACAGGCCAGAGCUCAAGAUGGACUGAAAAAGAGGUUAGGAAAACUGAAGGCUACCCUGGAAUGUGCCCACCAAGCUUUAGAAGAGGAGAAAAAGAAAACUGUUGACCUUCUGUUUUCAAUCUUUCCUGGUGAGGUGGCUCAGCAGUUGUGGCAGGGACAAACUGUGAAAGCCAAGAAGUUUAACAACGUAACCAUGCUGUUCUCUGAUAUUGUGGGCUUUACAGCAAUAUGUUCUCAUUGUUCACCAAUGCAAGUUAUCACCAUGCUGAAUGAACUUUACACACUUUUUGAUUUCCAGUGCGGAGAACUAGACGUCUAUAAGGUGGAAACUAUUGGUGAUGCUUAUUGUGUGGCUGGGGGGCUGCAUAAGGAUAGUGACACACAUGCCUUUCAAGUUGCCCUGAUGGCUUUAAAAAUGAUGGAACUCUCAGAUAAAGUCACGUCUCCUCAUGGUGAACCCAUAAAGAUGCGCAUAGGUCUGCACUCUGGUUCAGUUUUUGCUGGUGUUGUAGGUGUAAGAAUGCCACGUUACUGCCUUUUUGGAAAUAAUGUUACACUUGCCAAUAAGUUUGAAUCUUGCAGUAUACCAAGAAAGAUAAAUAUCAGCCCUACAACAUAUAGCUUGCUUAAAGAUUUUAAAGGAUUUCAAUUUAUACCUCGAUCAAGAGAAGAUCUUCCACCAAACUUUCCAGCUGAAAUUCCAGGAAUCUGUUAUUUUCUUGAGGCUUUAGAUCAAGAUAUGUUGACCAAGACUUGGUACCAGACAAAGCCGGCAGAGGAUUUAUAUUUCAGCAAAACUAAAUAGACCAAUUUUAUCUAUUCUUGUUGUGUAUAUUGUGUAUCAGACUUUCUUUACAUGACAUUGUCUUCCUUUAAAAUGACAUUCUUAAGUACCAUCUCCAUUCCAGCGUGCUUGUAAAUCACAAUAUUGCUUAGUUGCACACAGAAAUGGGCUCUAGAGAUCAGAUAUGGAAGCUGCCUCCUCUAAGCUAGAUAUUAUUAUUAAAAUUAGAAGUAUUUAUUCAUGUUCAAUAAGGUUAUAUGUCGGGUAGAUAUUGGUUGUUGGUGGUGUAUUUGCAUUAUGUUUAUGUUAAUUUUCAAAAUGUGAUUUUGGCAAAACAAAAUGUUUUCACUGUUGAAACUAAUAUUAUAAAAAAAUAUGUUUAACAAUGUUACAUAUUUAAAGUUUGAGAACAAAGCCCUAUCCAAUCCAGAUUUUUAAGUUAUGUAACAUCGUUUUCAUUUUCUUUAAAUUCACAGUAUUAAAAAGUUAGCAGGUCUAAAAUCUAAGUAAAACUCUAUUGAUAUGAACUAAUUAUUAUUAUAUAUUUUUUUUUUUUUGCUCUAUUGAUUCAUAUAAAGACAAAGAGAUAAUCAACAAACUAUUGUCAUAGUUAUCAUAUCACUGAGAUCUUUCACUUUACAAAAAUAGAAAAUAUGAACCUACAAAGAAACAUUAGUCCUUUCAGUGUACAAACUACAGGCAUGAUGAAUUUAUAGUAUAUAAAGUUCAGUACAAAAAACAAAGCUGACGUCUACCCAGUGAGAAAAAAAGAGAAACUAAAACAAAUCUCUUAUUUUGUAUGGAAUAUGUUACAGGGGUUGUCCGGAUUCAGACCUGAACCCCGACACAACCCUAUCUGCACUCAUUCACCAUGAAUGAGUGGAACAUCUGAGAUUUUUAUACUUUGAUGCUCCCCCUUGCCCUGCGCUGCAUUGUGCUGGACAAGGGCUGUUUGUUCCUAUUUGGACACUGAUAGCUGGGGCUUCCGCCAAGCAGUGGUCUCAAUGACUUCACCGACUCUGAUGGGUGGUCUUUAGCAUUGCCCUAGCCUGUAAACACCUAAAGACCGUCCAUUAGUGCCGGUGACGUCACUGGGCUCACUGCUAGACUAGGCAUUGCAGGGAAAGGUGAAGCAUCAGAGCGUUAAAAGUCCCCAUGCUCCACUCAUUUAUGGUAAAUGAGUUUAGAUCGAGUUGUUCCCCCAUGGACAAUGUAAUCUAGGCAAGACAGUAUAUUUUAUUGAGUGUACACAUUUUAUAUUCCAAAACACAAAAAUCUUAAUGUAAGCCCACUAUUUUUCUUACUAUCCUUGGAACUGUCCAUUUAUCUUGAUACCUGCUAUGAUCUGUUUAACUUUUAAUAUCCACUGUAACCCCGCAUACAUACAAGGUUAUGUACAAUAUUCUUAGCAUUUUCCUAUAUUUUAGAAAUCACACCAAUUUGAAUUGUUGAAUGUUUAGCUUUAUAUUGUUUCUUUAUAUUGAUUUUUUUUAUUACAUUGUUCUAUCUGUACAUUCUAAGCAUAUGAAAUGCUUCCUUCUGUGUAAUCAGUUUCAGUUAUACACUCUUAAUGGAAAAUAUAUAUAUUUAGGUUGCCAAAAAAGAGGCAAAGUUAGUAAGAAAUCAAUUCAAACGUAUCUCUAAAUCCCAAUUUAAAUUUAAACUAAGGUUAUGUUGUUAUUUAUCAGUUUUUCUACAUUUAAUUCAUCUGGUGCUAGUCAUAUACAAUAUAAAUAAACCCUUCAGUUUACAGUUAAGAACAUUUAGGCAUCCAAUAUAACUGUCUCUCCCAACCCCUCCAUAAACAUGCAUGCGUGUGUCCUGAGGAGGGAGAGCCAUGCCAAACACCUCUGGCAGUAGGUUAUCUCUUUGAGAACAAAAUAAUCCUUUAGCCCGAUCCUUCUCUUUCCUGAUCCCUGCUUCCUGGGGAGAGUCCGGGGAGCCCCAUCCUUAGUAGAUGAUUGGCUGGUCCCACCAAAAUCAUUAGUUGUGGCUGAUAUACAUCUAAUGUGUAUGGUUAACUUUACAACUGCAAGAUUAUUUAAAAGCCUUAGUCCUUUGCACCCUACCUUAGAUAAACAGUAUCUAAUCUGUAUAAAAUGUUGAAUACUUUUGUAAAUACUUUUUACGUUAUAUAUUAUAUACUGGUACACAGUCACAGGCUGUAUUAUAGUCUAAAGUUACAUUCAUUAUUGUGUGCCAGGACGCAUCCAUUUGGCUCAGUUUCAUCAGACAGACACCAAAACGUGUCCGUCUUCAAAGCGGAAUGGAGACUCAACUGAUGAAAACUGAUGCAUUCUGAGCGGAUCCUUUUCCACUUAGAAUGCAAAAUGAUCUGUUUGGACCGCUUGUGAGAGCCCUGAACAGAUCUCACAAAUGGAAAGCCAAAACACGAGUGUUAAAGUAGACUUAGCUAAACUUUGUAGGGAAGGAGCACAUUUAGUUUCAGAUAACUAUAUGGUGUGUCUGGUGUACAGAUACCACUUCUCAGAAUGCAAACCCCCCAGAACUAGCUUUGUACAGCAUUGAAUAAUCAAGGAAUAUCAGACUAUUUAAGCUCUGAAGUCUGCAGAAUUGUGGAUGUAGCUCUGGACUAUAAUAUAGGUUGUAACUGUACUGUAAACAUGAAAAGUACCUUAUUUUAUGAUACACUAUACUCUUAUGUUUAAAUAAUAAGGUGAUAGAUUUUGGGUGUUUGUUGAAAAUUACCCUAUUAAAGCUGGUCUUCAUUUGUUAGUGUAAUAUAUUUUUGUGAUCUUAUAUCUAUUUAUAAUAUUUGACACUUCUAUAUAUACAAAUAAAUACAUGUUUACCUGCAUGCUAUAAAGAAAGUAUAUUUUAAAAAUAGUAAUUUAUAAAUGUUAAGCUUUGUUGAAUAUUAUUAUCUAUAUGUAGUCAGUGUCAGAGAUUAUGCAUAUAGAAAUUUAACAAAGUCUUCCUGCUGGUUUUGCCAAAAACUGAUAAAAUAAGCAGCUUCCAAAAAUAAUUUGUAUUUAUGUUACUGUGUUGAUUCUUCAGUUUGUAGAGGUAUUUAAUUGGAAAGUCUUUCAGAAACAGCAAGUGAUUAUGUAAUUAUGUUGAUAUCUCUUAUUAUAUGGUAUAAUGUUGCAGUACAGGCAAUUCUGCAUAACAUGUAUGUCACCAAGAACUUGUCAGCUAUAAUAUCACCGCUAGAAUGUGUUUCUACUUUUGUUCCCUAGAAUGUACUUGUUACGAGACAAGCAUAGGCUUACUGGAUGUGAACAUCAAGCAAUAUGUGCUUUGUAGGUUUAUGAAGCUCAAUUUUGAAAUUCAUAUUAUAAAGUGUAAAUGUCCUAGCAAUAAAUGUUUUUUUAUUCUA